AUGGAUGGUUCCCUUUAUAAAUGGACAAAUUACAUAAAUGGAUGGCAGCAACGUUAUUUCACAUUGCGCGAUGGUAUACUUUCAUAUUAUACAUCGGAAUCAGAAGUAAAUGCUGGGUGCAGAGGUGCCUUUAAAGUAUCUGUCUGUGACUUUUCCAUUCAUCCAACAGACUCCUGUCGGUUUGAUAUACUGAUUCCUGGUGAGCAGAAGGUUUUUCUGAAGGCAGCAAACUCAACUGAACGCCAGAAGUGGAUAAUUGCACUUGGAACUUGUAAAGCCGGCAUCACAAACGUUGACGAUCUGGAAAAAAUGCGUACGUUUUUAAUUCACAGGAUACAGGAGCAAACGGAACAAUCUAUCGAAGUCAAGCGCUCAGAACUCCGUAUUAAUCGGGAUCUUCUUGUCCAACAAAUAAAUGGGGUUUGUUGUGCGUUGAAGGCAACAGCCGGAGAAAAUAGGGAGAUGAUAGAAGCUGUGAAUUCCCUGAAAGCGACUUGUGAUACUCUUCUUUCAAACACGGAUGAAUUGAUUAGACUCCUCUUUAAUUCUGGUAGAUUUAAAGCUGCCUUAGCCGCAUCAAACCCCGAUGGCAGCCCUGCAAACUCUCGAAAACCAUCCGCCUUGCCUCAGAGUCUUCAAAAUUAUAAACCAACAAGUCGAAAAAAUUCCACUAACACCAGCGAAAUCAGCCCGAGGACAACACGACUUAUCGAGCAAAUUGCAACUACGGUUGCGACUAAUAAAAAUGGCAAUAAAUCUCUAUUAAAUAAUCACCUUCGAGCCCUAAGAUUAUCGCGACCAUAUCCAACGUUUUUCUCCAAAAUGGAGUUUAGUUUCGAGGAUUUGGCAUUGUCUCAAUCCGCUGCUAAUAAAUCGUCAAUUUCAGCUGUGGAAUUCCUUGCUUGUUGCAGAAGUGCUCUAACAUUUUUUCCAAGUUUGGCAAGUGUCAGUGCGAACCCUACUGCUCCGCAAAAUAAUCCUGAUCUAAGUCAGUUAGGAAGUCUUCAAACGGUGUAUGCUGAAGUUUUGACGAAUGUUGUCCGAUUGGAAUUGGCAGUUAAAACCCUUGCUAGUGAAGGCGAAUCUAGUGAACCCGAAACAACCCGGCAACGAUCCUUGGCCUUGUCUUUAGCCGAUAUUGUCGACGUUGAAAUGAGAGCUAAACAGUACCAAAAACCUGGAUCGGCUUAUCUUGCUCUGCUAUGGCUAGCAAGGUGUCUGAAUUUCGCUGCAGAGUUCCUGGAUCUCCUUUUCAAGGAUACUGCAACCGCAUUUCGGCAGAAUUCACCUAAUGAAACUAUUGUUGAAGAUAUUGCAACGAAGGCCUAUACUAAAACUCUUCGCGAUUUUCAUAAUUGGUCCGUUAGGGGCACUGCUACGGUGAUUCUCAAGGCCGUACCCAAAGCUGAGAAGAUACAAGCAGUUCUUUUAUGUGUUCCGACAUCGGACAUUUCGUCAUCUUCUCCGCCUAUUGAGGCUAUGGCCCAGCUUCAAUUGGAUGUUGAGCGUUUCGUGGAGGCAUUACGUCGAUGUCUUGCGUGCAUUCAGGGUCUGCUGGUUCAAAGAAAUUUAGAUCACGUAUUCCCACCAGUAUCAUCGAAAGAGUAG
Molecule: messenger RNA, 1608 nt
Organism: Rodentolepis nana
Lineage: Eukaryota; Metazoa; Platyhelminthes; Cestoda; Cyclophyllidea; Hymenolepididae
Source: the annotation of a GenBank genome assembly